Messenger RNA from Leguminivora glycinivorella, 4089 nucleotides. It is a transcript of the gene Tmtc2, whose product is annotated as protein O-mannosyl-transferase TMTC2-like. Lineage: Eukaryota; Metazoa; Arthropoda; Insecta; Lepidoptera; Tortricidae. The transcript has 11 exons. Gene Ontology annotation, cellular component: endoplasmic reticulum membrane. Gene Ontology annotation, biological process: protein O-linked glycosylation via mannose. Gene Ontology annotation, molecular function: mannosyltransferase activity; protein binding. The record is from RefSeq and is a predicted model, not a curated record. The coding region runs from base 314 to 3223 and encodes 969 amino acids.
GCAGCCGGCCGCCACCCCGCCGCGCGAACACGCCGGGAGCCUUUGUAAUGACUCUGACGUCCAACGGUGUGAAACGGCUAACGCUCACGCUGUCACCGGUACAUUCAACUGAUAUGCUCUAAUUGCACGAUUUAAUUUAAUUAAUUUAUUUUCUAGCAACUUUGUAACUGAUAUUAUUUUGUUUAUACUCUCACAAACUAUGAACUGGCCGACCCACCAGUGCGAAAGAAUUUGUGAAGUGAACAAAGAAAGGAUUGCGCUCUGAAAGGAAUGGAGUACAAACAAUAAUUCCUGAUGUAGACGUUGCAUUGCCAUGGAUCACUGGGUGACGGCGGCUAGCGCCCUGCUAGCGUUCCUCCUGUACUACAACACACUAGACGCUGGAUUUGUCUAUGACGACAGACGGGCGAUCCUCUCCAAUCCGGACGUCAUCGGACAUACACCGCUGAAGGCACUAUUUGAAAACGAUUUCUGGGGAACUCCGCUCACAGACCCAGGUUCACACGGUUCAUAUAGGCCGCUGUGCGUCGCUACAUAUCGACUCAACUACGCUUUUAGUGGAUUCAAGCCAUGGAGUUUUCAUUUUCUAAACGUAGUUUUUCACUGCAUAGCGUCAGCGCUCGUUGUUGUUUUGGCGCGCCGAUUGAUGCCGAGCUCUUGCAUACGAGUGGGUGCAGCAGUCGCUGGGCUGACCUUCGCAGCUCAUCCGAUACACACAGAAGCAGUAGCAGGAGUCGUGGGCCGAGCGGAUUUAGCGGCUUGCAAUCUGUUUCUCAUUAGCUUCUUACUGUACAGCGAGCACAUUCGAUUGCGUGAACAUCGCCAUAAACGAUUAUGCAGACAUAUCUUAAAAAAUAAUAUAAUGCAAAGAUCGAGCUCAAGCAGCGAUCAGCCGUUUCGACUAAGUUGCCAUAGCUUGGUACAGCACGUCAUGAUGAACUUUCGUCGACUGUUGAAAUGCGGUAAAGCGGGACCGAUGAAAGUGUUAAAUGCGUGGGAAGCUAAGUCAGAGGCAGUGAGACUGAAGUGUCAGUACAGUGGCAGUGUGAGUGAGGACUCUGGUGAACUGUUGCAGUGGGUGACCCUAGCAGGAACUCUUUUGUUUGCCGCGGCUGCUACAUUAUGCAAAGAGCCUGCCAUCAUGGUCUUGCCUCUUUGUAUAUUUUACGACUUUUUGAAAGGGAAUCGCCCAGAAGAUCUCUACGCCAAGCAACGAUGGCGGAGCGUGUGUGCACUGGGGAUGGGGGGCGUGGCCUUGCUGUACUGGCGGCUGCGGCUGACGGGCGCGCCGACGGCUUUCGCUGCCGCCGACAACCCGGCCUCCCGCGAUCCUUCGUUCCUCACCAGGACUUACACAUUCGCCUAUCUUCCAGUCUUCAACUUCUUCCUACUUUUAUACCCAUUCCACCUCAGUUUUGACUGGUCCAUGGACGCCAUACCACGAAUAACGACCCUUUUUGAUCAACGAAAUAUUUCUACCAUAAUUUUCUAUGCAAUUAUCUCUAAAGUAACGUGGCGAGCGAUAGUCACAGAAUUUAAGACACGUCAAGAACAUUUUUAUAAAGAAGUAAAGUAUUAUAAGAAACAAAACUGUAAAAAUAAGCACAAAUGGAAUUACAAUUGCAAACAGUACAGUAGACAAGAACAUAUAGACAGAAAGAAUUAUCAUGCACCUCAUAAAGAAAACUCGGUUAAGCGACAAAUGUGCCCUUGCAAUGGCUGUAAGCACGCGUUGACGGAAGAACACACGAGUGCAUGUCGGGCCAUCAAUAACAACAACACAAUGAUGCAUCACUCCGCCUGCGUGUGCCCGAUGGAACACAAUAAGACGAAGGUGCAGCCGGUGCAUAGACAGGUUUAUCGCAGCCCUCAAGUGGCAAUGCUCAUGUCUAUAGCGUUAAUGGGUCUGCCGUUUAUUCCGGCUAGCAAUGUCCUAUUCUACGUCGGAUUUGUGGUUGCGGAACGAGUACUGUAUAUACCGAGUGUUGGUUUCUGUUUAUUACUUGGCUUGGGAGCUGGUGCUUUGACCCGGAGUUGGCACAAAAGCGAAGUUAAGAGCAGAAUAUUCAUGCUUACUCUGUUGUUGGUGCUGUCGGCCAUGUGUGGAUCUACUUUAAGAAGAAACCUAGACUGGCAUGACGAAGAAAGCCUUUUUAAAAGUGCGCUGCAUAUAAAUCCACCAAAAGCUUACGGCAACCUCGGCAGCGUGCUGAGUGCGCAAGGUCGGGUGGCGGAAGCGGAGAUCGCGUUCGAGAGGGCGCUCAAGCACAGACCUAAUAUGGCCGACGUUCAUUACAAUUUAGGAAUCAUACUACAAAACCAAAGAAGAUACGGAGAAGCCAUAAAGAGUUUUGAAAAAGCUAUUAACUUCCGACCCUCCAUGGCUUUGGCGUACGUAAAUCUUGGCGCAUCGCUAAUGGCGGACGGACGCCUCGCCGAAGCGGCCAGCGCGCUCCGCGCCGGCGCGCGCGCCGACGGCUUGCGCGUGCGCGAUCGGCGUGAGCAUGAUGCCGCCCGCGUGUCAGCGCUCGUGCAGCUAGCCGCGCUGCACUCGCAAAGAGGGCACUGGCACAAGGCGUUGUCAGCGUACAAGGAAGCCCUGCAGAUACUACCGACUAGUAACGUUCCCGUUGUAGGCUGGACGAGACAUAACCUGUUAUCCAUGGUCGGCGAAGUAUACAUGCAAUUGCAGCAAUGGACGCAAGCGGAACACAGCUUGCUUUCCGCACACGUCGCGUCGCCGCACCAUGUGGGCACACAUGUCGCUAUGGCGAGGAUACUUGCUAGAAAUGCAACGCGGAGCGUGGAGGCGGAAAUGUGGUUUAACAAGGCUCUACUUCUGGCACCAAAUGAUCCAUCAAUAAGAGACCAAUUUGGGAUGUUUCUAAGAUCACAAAGGCGAGUGAGAGAAGCGGCUGAGCAGCACGUGCUGGCAGCGCGCUUAGCUCCUACGGACGGCGUGCGUGCAGCGGCGGCGGCGCGGGCGCUUCGGGACGCGCGGCGUUGCCGCUCCGCCGAGCGGUGGUACGCCAAAGCUGUACAGUUAAAACCUGAGGAUGCAGAAUUUCAUUCAAAUUUUGGCGCAAUAUUACAUUUAAACGGCAAAUAUGCGGCCGCCGCAACGUCGUACCGCCGAGCCCUGCAACUUCAGCCGAAUGAUGAAAUCACCAUCACGAACCUUAAGCGAGUACGAGCGCUUAUGAGCAAUCAGCGCAGAAAAUAAGUAUAAGGCCGAUAGUCCACUAUCAUAUGUUUAUCAUAGAAAUAUGAUCAUAGGCGACAUGCCGUCCUUUUUCUUCACGUUGGAGAAAAAGGGAGGCACACAGACCUAUGAUCAUAUUUCUAUGACAAACAUAUGAUAGUGUACUUUUGGCCUACGUGCGGAUUAAACAACACAUCAAAUAGUUUAGUGUAUGUCAAUUGCCAAAUAUACAUCGAUAGAGUUACAGAUUCUUAAUUUUUUCAGAUAUUAUUCGAUUAUUUACGAAUUUAGAAAUAAUUAAUAACAUUUUUUAAGAUACGGUAAUGUGUUUAAGUACACAUUCUCAUUGUAUGUAUGAUAAACAAUAGUUUUCACGUAACAAGUAGUUAGGGAUACGAAUAUAACUUAAUAAAAAAUAUUUGUUACAUUAAUGAUAGGUCAGUAUGGAAUUAUUGCAAUUUGAUUAAUUAUAGUGGUAUUAUCUGAUCGUAUCAAUAAAUGAUUGCGUUUUUAGUUUACCACAAAGCUCAAAGGAGCGGAUAGUCCGAGCAUUUAGUGGUUUGAGCUUUUGGCAAAUGAAAUGUACGAAUGUAUUCAAUGUAUGAAACAAAUUAAUAUAACGCAGUUGACUGAUAUUGGACGGUGAACAGAUUUUAUUGACGUUAUAAAAUAUUCUCAGUACCCGCUAUAGGCUUGCAAUAAUAUUAUUAUGACGGACACAUUUUAGCAAAGUCAUAUGGUCUUUAUUUCAUUGCUAUUACAUUAAAUGAUCUAAUAUGACGUAAUAAUUCGGCGUAAACUAUAGUACAUUGUGCAACAAGGGGAGGAAGUUGAAUAUUACUAACGAUGGUAAGUUAAAUCGCGACGGCUUGCCGGAGCGAUUUAAA